CUCCACUAACAACUAUAUACCAACAUUUCAUGUUUAUAUCAAUUCUCAUGUCCAGGUACAGGUGAUAGUUUAAUAAUAAUUGAGUGUAAUAUGAAUAUGACCACCAAGGGAUACAGUGGGAUGAAUGAGAUCUCUUCAUCUCAACAAUACAACUUAGCACUGACAUUCUAAAAUACUUCAGUAUAUGUGUUGGAUUUUGCCCGAGUUUUGCUAGAUAAUGCACAAAUAUAGCUGAUUCCUCACAUACUCAAAGAUUACUGCAAAAUACUGAAGGAAGAUGAUAAAGACUGGUCAACUUGGUUUGUAAGUCUUCCAAUAGCAAAUCCAGACAGAUCAUAUAUACAUCUUUGGCCUUUUAAUUGAGUCAUUACUUUUUUCUUCCCCACUUUUUCUGUUUUGUUCAUCAGUGAGGGAGCCAUUACUCAAAUAGCUGAAUACAAUUAAACGUAUUUUUAUUUCAUUUGAUGGAGUGAUCCAUCCAUGUGAAUGGUGUAAUAUAAAGAUUUAACAUGUUAUAGUAAGUUGUCUGCCUAAAAUUCUUUUUAUAAUAUCAGCGUAUUAGCUAAUUGAUCGUACUAACACGAUAUUCAACUUGACUUUUCACUUCCAUGAUAAAAACAGCGACCUCAGUGGGCUUGACCUUAACAUUUGCGGGUUGGCAAAGCAACCUUAUAGUAUAUCUGAUAGAGGAAUUUGAAGUGGAGAGCAUAGAUGCAGCUCAGAUAUCAAAUCUGGUUAAUGGCGCUGGAAGUUUGAUUCCCGUCCUUGCUGCUAUUAUUGCCGACUCAUUUCUUGGUUGCUUCUCUACCAUUUGGAUUUCAUCCAUCAUCUCAUUAUUGGGCACAAUCUUUUUAGCUUUAACAGCGACACUUGAUUCUUUGAGGCCUAAACCCUGUGAAGUUGACUCAACCUCAUGUAGCCCUAAACCAAGAGUUCAAUAUGUAGUACUAUAUGCAGCCAUAAUUCUAGCAACUUUGGGGAGUGGUGGUACCCGAUCAACCCUUUCAACGAUGGGAGCCGACCAACUAGAUAAGCCAAAGGAUCAGGGGAUUUUCUUCAACUGGUUCUUCUUCUUUUGGUAUGCUGCUUCUGUAGUAGCAUCAACAGCUAUAGUCUACGUUGAAGAUAAUGUGAGCUGGAAAGUGGGAUUUUUCAUUUGUGUAGCUACCAACGUUCUUGCUUUAGUCAUUUUCCUAAUGGGGAGCAGAUUUUACUCCAACUCUAAGCCAGGAGGUAGUCCGUUCACCAGUUUGGCUCGCGUUGUGGUUGCAAGUAUUAGGAAAAGAAAAGUGCCACUCCCAUCGACUGGCGAGUAUUUCUACCAUGGAUGGGAAAGUCACUCUGUUGCGCCCUCGAAAAACUGCAGGUUCUUGAACCAUGCGGCCAUUGAAAGUGAAGGUGAUAUUAAACCAGAUGGUUCAACAGCUAAGUCAUGGAGUCUUUGUUCAGUACAAGAAGUAGAGGAUUUCAAAUCCUUAAUAAGAAUCUUACCACUAUGGUCAAGUAGUUUCUUUCUUGGAACAUCAAUUGGCGUACAAGCAAGUUUGUCAGUACUUCAAGCCUUGGCAAUGGACCGUCAUAUAGGACCCCAUUUCCAAAUCCCAGCUGGUUCCAUACUCGUCUUUGUCCUGAUCUCUACUGCUAUAUUCCUCGCUCUGUUAGACAAGUUUCUCUUUCCUGCAUGGAAGAAAUUGACCAGCAAAUCCCUAACUCCUCUCCAGAGAAUUGGGAUUGGGCAUGUGCUCAAUGCUCUGGGGAUGGGUGUCUCGGCCUUAGUGGAGUCAAAGAGGCUAAAGGUAGCAAAAUCCAACAACGUUGAUCAAGGUUCUAAUAUUGUGCCUAUGUCAGUGUUAUGGCUAGUACCCCAGUUAGCCAUUGUUGGCAUUGCAGAGGCAUUCCAUUAUCCUGGACAAGUAGCAUUGUACUACCAAGAAUUCCCAACAACCUUAAAGAACAUGGCAACCGCUAUGAUUUCGGUGCUCGUUGGUAUAGCAUUUUACUUGGCUACUGCUCUAAUUGAUGUUGUUAGAAAGACAACUACAUGGUUACCAGGUAACAUAAAUACGGGAAGGCUGGACAAUGUGUAUUGGGUAUUGGUUGUGGGGGGAGUAUUGAACUUUGGUUACUAUGUAACAUGUGCUUGGUUUUACAAGUAUCAAGAUCUGAAGGAAGUGGAUCAUAGUGGUUCUCCUUCUGAUGAGUGAUCCCAGGGUGCAAAAGAAAAACAAAAAUAAAUGAUCAUGAUUCUUGACAUUGAAAUAACUUCACGACAUUUGCUAUAUAAUUCGUGAUUCUAGAUAA
Molecule: messenger RNA, 2301 nt
Organism: Nicotiana tabacum (common tobacco)
Lineage: Eukaryota; Viridiplantae; Streptophyta; Magnoliopsida; Solanales; Solanaceae
Source: RefSeq, a predicted model, not a curated record